UGUCCAACCUCCACCACCUAGAUGAAGAACUCUUGGUAGAGAGAGAGAGAGAGAAAGAGAUAGAAGAAAGGAGAGAGAGAGAGAUCUUUGUUUGGCUUGCUCAGCCAUGGCUCCAGCUGGGAAGGAUUCUGGGUUUCACCGAGAAGGAAAUGAAUGGUUCUACAAAGCGGGAUUGCCUAGCGAUAUAAUUGUCUCGGUGGAUGGCGUAAAUUUCCAUCUUCACAAGUUUCCUCUCAUGGCAAAAUGUGGAAAGAUGGCACGGAUAUACGAGGAAUCCCAAAGUACCCAUGUAAAGAUUCUCACUACAGUUCUGGAAGAGUUCCCUGGUGGUCCUGACACUUUCUUGAUUGUGGCUAAAUUCUGCUACAGUGUCAAGAUAGAAUUGACUCCGAGAAACACAACAAUGGUUUAUUGUGCAGCAGACUACCUUGAAAUGACAGAAGAGUAUGGUGAAGGCAACUUACUCUCUAAGGCCGAGAGUUUCUUCUAUAAAAGCAUACUGCGCAAUUGGAAAGAUUGCAUCUUGGCUCUCCAAAGCUCUGAGCCUGUGAUGCACGGAGCAGAAAAGCUCCAGAUCAUAAGCAGAAGUUUAAAUGCUCUCUCCGUGAUGGUUUGUACCGAUCCUAGUUUGUUUGGGUGGCCCAUGAUGAUGUACGGUAGUUUACAAAGCCCCGGUGGAAGCAUCCUAUGGAAUGGAAUAAACACCGGUGCAAGAAUUCAGAGUUCAGAAUCAGACUGGUGGUUUGACGACAUCUCAUAUCUCAGCAUUGUAUUGUUCGAGAGACUUAUCAAGACGAUGGAAGUAAGGGGUCUAAGACCUGAAAACCUAGUAGGUGCUAUAAUGUACUAUGCCAGAAAGUACCUUCCUGGUCUGGGCCGAUGGCACAGCGGACAAAGUAGCAUACCUAGAACAGUUGCGAGUUUUAGUUUGAAACCCGUUGCUCCUGAUCAAAGGGUUGUGUUGGAAAGCAUUGAAAAGCUCCUUCCCCAGAAAAAGGGGAAAUCCUUCUGUCGUUUUUUACUAGGACUGCUUCGUGUCGCAUUGAUACUGGGAGUUGAUCAAACAUGCAAGGAUUCUUUAGAGCAGAGAAUAGGGGUGCAACUGGAAUUGGCAACCCUUGAUAGUGUGCUGAUUCCUUCGUAUUCAGACGCUGACACAUUGUAUAAUACGGACUGCGUUCAAAGGAUCAUCCAUCAUUUUAUGUCGACGGAAUCAAGGAUUGAGUCGUUUUCUCCGACAUCAUUGGACAUGGAAACAUCACCAUCAUCUGGGCCAAUAAGAAAAGUUGCUAAGCUUAUAGAUAGCUACAUUGCGGAGGUUGCUUCCGAUGUGAAUUUAAAGCCCACAAAGAUCCGCUCUUUGGCAGAGGCCAUCCCAGGGUCUGCAAGAUCUUUGCAUGACGGGCUGUACCGAGCACUGGAUAUAUACUUCAAGGCACACCCUUGGCUCCCAGAGAAAGAGAAGGAAGAACUUUGCAACAUUAUUGACUUCCAGAAACUCUCUAUUGAUGCGUGCGCCCACGCAUCCCAAAACGAAAGAUUACCGCUUAGAAUCGUUCUUCAAGUCCUGUUCUUUGAGCAGAUGCAUUUGAGGACGGCUCUAGCUGGUUGCCUUCAUGUCCUGGACGCUGAAAGUGCCCCUGCAGCUCCAGCGACUGUUCCUGUUGAAAUGGCUGGCCAGAUUGUGCAGAGAGACGGGUGGGUGACUGUGGUGAGGGAGAACCAGGUUUUAAAGGUGGACAUGGAAAGGAUGAGGUCUAGAGUUGGUGAGCUUGAGGAAGAAUUCAGUAAAAUUAAGCAGGAGAUGAAAAAGGUGAGCAAAUCACAUAGCUCCCUCAGUUCUCCUCGCCUGGUUGCUCGAAAAAUCGGGUGUAAGCUUCUUCCACGACCGUCUGAUGCUCAACGAGAGACUCUUGAAAUUACCGAGCCUACUCCUAGAGCAUCAUCAGUUGAGAAGGCGCGCUCUUCCAAUCAUUCUAGACACCGGAAAAGUUUCUCAUUGUUUUAAGUGCUGCUAUAAGAGGACUGUCUUCUGCCAUGAUGACUAAAGACUCUGUUUGGUCCUCAGAAAGUUUGGAAAGAGGGAAGGACCGUUUUUAUGGUUAAAUUCUUUUUUUGGUAUAUUGGAAAUUUUGCGCAAUUUCUUUCUAUUCCUUCCCUUCGGAUUUUCUGCGAACCAAACAGAGAGUAAAAGAUGGCACCGCCCAAAGAGGCUAUUUGCGACGAAAUUGUUUUCAUUUGUCUAAUGGGGAAUGGCAGCUUCUUCGCCUUUGAGGCUUUGAGCCUGGCAUUGAUGAUGAGCCCAAGAUUGAACUCAAAAGUGUAUACAAGUAAAUAUACCUUGUUUUACAUAUAUAGGAAAGAGAAUUCGUUGAAUGUUUUUCAGUUUUGGCGUUUGUUUUCUUCACUUGGCCUUUAUACAUGUACAUCUUUGUGAAACAUGUUUGUAAAAAUUUAUCAAAU
Messenger RNA from Morus notabilis, 2463 nucleotides. Its product is annotated as BTB/POZ domain-containing protein At3g44820. NCBI's taxonomy places the organism in Eukaryota, Viridiplantae, Streptophyta, Magnoliopsida, Rosales, Moraceae. Gene Ontology annotation, molecular function: protein binding. The record is from RefSeq and is a predicted model, not a curated record. The coding region runs from base 107 to 2008 and encodes 633 amino acids. The transcript has 4 exons.